UGGGAAAAAAUAUUAAUGUAACGAUAGAAAAUAAUUAGUUACUAUUUCAUUUAGAAGAGCGCAAGCAAAAUCCAGAGUUCGUAAAAAUAGCCAGACUACAUAAUGCAGAGCGUCAAACUUGUCGUGGUCGGAGACGGUGGUGUUGGCAAAAGCUGCUUGCUAAUCGCGUACACGACCAACAGUUUUCCAGGCGAAUAUGUCCCAACAGUUUUCGACAACUACAGCGCCAACGUUAUGUUCUCUGGCAAGGCUGUAAACUUGGGAUUAUGGGACACGGCAGGACAAGAGGAUUAUGACCGGCUUCGCCCCCUCUCAUACUAUGGCUCAGAUAUCUUUCUUGUGUGUUACUCUGUGGCAAGCAGGGCCUCAUUUUCAAACAUAUCAGAAAAAUGGAUCCCCGAAAUACGACAUUUCUGCCCAAAUGUACCAAUACUCCUUGUGGCUUGUAAGACAGACUUGCGUCGUGGAUCGAGUGAUAAGCUAGUGAACCUUGUAACCUAUAAAGAAGGGCAGGAACUGUCAAAAACCAUCAAAGCUUUGUUUGUUGAGACUAGUGCCCUAACGCAGGAUGGGUUGAAAAAUUGCUUUCAGAAUGCUGUUGAGCUUGCUCUCAAUCAAAAGGAACACACUAAAAAAACAAAGUCGUUAUUUUCACGUAAAAGUAAAGAAGAGCCCAUUCUACUGCCACCAGUUAUGCCCCCUGCUGGCAAAGCUCCUUGGAUGGAAAUAGAAACAUCAGAAUUUGCAGGUGACUGGUUAAAAGCAUUGCAGGAUCCCAAAUUUCACGAUGUCACAUUUCUUGUCGAAGGUGUUAGACGUCUUCAUGCUCACAGAAUCAUUCUGUCUUCAGCCUCCAAGUUUUUUGGUCAAGUUUUGGCCAGUACCAUGCCUUGUACGAGUUCACAGUUACAAGAGUUAAAUCAGAUUGACAGUUUUCAAAGAGAGGAUUUGAAUGCUGGUAAAGUUGAAGGAAUUAGUUCAGUUUAUGAUACUGGUUCAAAUUUUGGUCCCGACACAACUAUAGAAAUUAGUGCAGACAUCAAAGCUAAGACUUUUGUAAGAGUUCUCGAGUUUUUGUAUACAGGUACUCCAAAUUUACCUGAAGAUUCUGGUGAAGAUGAAAUUCAAGAACUGCGGAGGGUAUCUUUAAUUUUCAAACUCCCUUAUUUGACAACAAUUUGUGAUAAUAUUGUUAAGGAAGAGGAAUUCUUGAAUCCUAGCAUUGGAACAUAUCUCAGUGAUGAAACUGGUGCAAAAAUGAAAGAGCUUUUCUUUAAUCAAGAGGCAUAUGCAGAUGUUGUCUUUCGUGUUGAAGGUAGAAAAAUAUUUGCCCACAAAGUUGUGUUGUGUACCAGAAGUCAAGUGAUGGCGGCCAUGUUUUCUGGAAAGUUUAUUGAAGCUCAAUCAAACAAUGAUAGACUUUCACAGAUCAAUAUCCCCAACACAUCAGCAGAAAAUUUCCUGGCAUUAUUAGAGUACCUCUACACAGACCACGCCCCGCUGGAAGAAAGCGAAGACCUAGUUGGGAUUUUAGCACUGGCAGAUGAAAACUGCCUGCCCAGACUUGCGAACUUGUGUGAACUUUAUUUGAGUAAAGAGGUGGACAAGGCAUGUCAGGCCAAAAUACAGAGAGCUGAGAUUGAUGUUAUAGGCUUAUUAAAUACAGCUCAUCUGUUCAAUGCAAAACAACUUGCCAUGUUUUGUCUACAUUUCAUCUCCACAAAUUACGUGGCAUUUUCUAACAGAAAGGAAUUUUCAAGCCUGUCAUCAGAUGACCGAGUGUACGUUGAUGAUCAUCGAUGGCCACCUUUAGACUACUUGAAAGAGGUGCAGGAAUAUGAAAACGCCAUGAACAAAAAGGGAGAGAAAUGUGUCUUAAUGUAAAAGAGAGAUAACUGAUAAUUUUGUAACAUUGUGCUAAAAACAUGACAAUUCCUUUUUGUGCAACUGUGACUAACUCUUCAAUAACCUUAUCAAUGCUCAAACAAUUCAUAGUAAUGUAUUAUUAUUGUAUUGUUUGAAAACACUAAACCAUGCAUAUUUCCAUGGCACUUAUUCAAAACCUUUAAAGAAGAAAUGGCAAGUUCCAAAUGAGUGGACAGAAAGAAUGGUCACUAGUAAGAAAGGCACCUCCCUCCUCUUCAGCAACUAACACAGCCCAAGAACGAAGAAAACACACAAUCAGAACACGGAACAGAAGCCACCUGUUUAGUGUGCGAAACCAAGUUCAAAAGCAGCCAACUAAUCAGACAUCAUGUAAAAAUACAGACGGACAUCGCAAUCUACGAGUGCGGGUACUGUGAAUUUAGCGACCAACUAUACAAUGAUCUGUUUUAACACUCAGAAAUACAUGAAAAGCUCGCCUGCAGAUGGAUCUAUUUAACUGUGGAUUCAGAUAUUUCUCUAAAAAUCAACCAUGAAAAUAAUAACUCUGGUACUUGACAAAGGAAUAGGCCAACUACAAAGCAUAAUGAGAGAAAUAUAAAACUGCUAAACCCAACUGAAGCAACUGUGUAUCCUCUUGUAUUUGUAUUGUUAUUUUGUUUUUAAUUACAAACAAGACUCUUUAUAUAAAUAUAAAAACAUACGUUUAUAAAAUGAAACAAAAUUACAUUAACACUUUAUUUCUUUGUGCUUUUGAAUGCAUUGGUACAAAAGUUUUUUUAAAAGAUAAAAAGAAUUGAGCUCUAUAUAAAAAAAGAAAGAAAACAUUUAGCUUUUUAAAAUAAAAUGAGCAAAUUAAUAUCAGAAAUGAGAAAAGAAAAUUUAACAGAGAAAGAAAAAAUGCUCAUCUUCUUUUGUUACUUGUAAGAUGAGAUUCAUUGCCCUGAAAAUUUCAGUAAAUUAAUGUAGCAAUAUUUUCUUAACAUUAUGCACAUACAUUUUUCAUUGCAAUUUUUGUUUUGUGAAUCAGUAAAAAUUGUUUUAAUUA
Physella acuta is the source of this 2932-nucleotide messenger RNA. Its product is annotated as rho-related protein racA-like. NCBI's taxonomy places the organism in Eukaryota, Metazoa, Mollusca, Gastropoda, Physidae. The record is from RefSeq and is a predicted model, not a curated record. Gene Ontology annotation, molecular function: GTP binding; protein binding; GTPase activity. Gene Ontology annotation, biological process: small GTPase-mediated signal transduction.